GGGCCCCACCCUGUAUCCUGUAGCAAGGUCCAUGUGUGGCUACCACCCAGGUGCUGCCUUCCAGGCUCACAGACGAUGUUGCCCUGGCUUCCCUGCCUGUCUUGCUAUGGUGGGCAGACCCCUCGGCCCUUGGUCUUGUCUCCUUGCCAGUUUGGUUCUGUUUGAAGUUGAGGGGUGCGUGGAGCCAUGCCUGAGAGGCCAAAGGUCCACAGUGAAUGAUUGAUUAUCAACUUUUGAGUGAAUUACCACAUAGAUGAGUACAAAAGUGCCCCGGAAGGGUAAGGCUCCUGUCGGGUUUAGAUGACCCAGCACACUCAGGUCAACGGUACCCAGGUCAGGAGACAGAGGUGACUGCGCCUCCAAACCACCCUUUGGAAACUUUCUAGCUCCUCCCCUCAAAGGUGACCACUGUCCCCACACCUCAUCACCCUGGCAGUUUAUCUUGUCAGGGUCCCAACUUGGACAUCUCGUGGAUGGGCAGGGAAGGGGCUGCACCCUUGGUGGUAACUGGGGAGUUGGGGCCUCCCUGCUGAGCUCCUCUGACAGCACAGGGCAGGGUGCUGCGGUCUCAGGCAAGGUGCACCUCCCUGGGGCCUCAAGGGUGCACGUCCGACCCACAGCGGCCAAAAUGACUCGGAGUCACCUUGUAAGAUUAUGCGCAGAAGGGCUGCUGAGGACCUUGCUGCAGCAGUUGGCCAUGAUCCUGCCCCUGUGGAUCGGGAAGCCUGGUGACAAGCCCCCACCCCUCUGUGGAGCCAUUCCAGCCUCAGGGGACUAUGUGGCCAAGCCUGGAGACAAGGUGGCCGCGCGGGUCAAGGCUGUGGGUGGGGAUGAGCAGUGGAUCCUGGCAGAGGUGGUCAGUUACAGCCAUGCCACCAACAAGUGAGUGGACACCCACCCGCUGAACCUUGCUCACCACACCCUCUUCCGCUGGCAUUGUUCAGCCUGUGUGCACAGCGGGAGAAGAGCUUCCCCGAGGGCACCUGGGCAGGAGGUGUGGGAGGCACUGGGCUCCUCGGGCCACUUUCCCACUCUCCAUCUCCCCCUCCUCCUCUUUCUGGCUCCCUGGCUCUCAGUGGGCACCUGGCUACACCCGGUGUUCUCCUUCCGUUC
Messenger RNA from Ictidomys tridecemlineatus (thirteen-lined ground squirrel), 1113 nucleotides. Its product is annotated as SAGA-associated factor 29-like. Gene Ontology annotation, cellular component: SAGA complex. Lineage: Eukaryota; Metazoa; Chordata; Mammalia; Rodentia; Sciuridae. The record is from RefSeq and is a predicted model, not a curated record.